Molecule: messenger RNA, 921 nt
Organism: Uloborus diversus
Lineage: Eukaryota; Metazoa; Arthropoda; Arachnida; Araneae; Uloboridae
Product: nascent polypeptide-associated complex subunit alpha-like
Exons: 1
Coding region: 104-757 (217 amino acids)
Biological process (GO): protein targeting to membrane
Cellular component (GO): nascent polypeptide-associated complex; cytoplasm
Source: RefSeq, a predicted model, not a curated record
ACCUGUUUUUUUCCGAUUCCGGUCUCCAUUUGUGCGAAGCACGUUUUCGUGUUAUUGUAAUUUUGGCUUCAGCGAGUCCGUCUUUAUUUUGAAUUGUAUCAUCAUGCCUCAAAUGAGUGUGUCGGAAGUUUUAUCGAUUGAAGAAGUUGAAAAAACCGAAGGUGAUCAUAAAUCUGGCACAGAAUCCGAAAGUGAUGAAUCUUCACCUGAAGCAGAUGAGGGAGACAAUGCAGCCCAGUCAAGUACGAGUCAGAUGGCUCAAAUGGCUGGUUUGAGCGAAGAGUUGGUCAGUAAAGCUAAACAAAGUCGCGGAGAAAAAAAAGCAAGAAAAUUGAUGUCAAAGCUUGGCUUAAAACAAGUGCAAGGUGUUUGCAGAGUGACCAUCCGGAAGUCUAAAAAUAUCUUGUUUGUGAUCACUAAGCCUGAUGUCUAUAAAAGUCCUGCUGGCGAUACUUACAUCGUGUUUGGCGAAGCUAAAAUUGAAGAUUUAAGUCAGCAAGCUCAAAUGGCUGCGGCUGAAAAAUUUAAAGCCCCUGAAGGCGCAGGACUGGCUGGUGACGGGCCGUCACAAACGAUCGCAUCCCAAUCUAUCGAAGAGGAGUCUGAGGAGGAAGGUGAAAUUGAUGAUUCUGGGGUGGAAAGUAAAGAUAUCGAGCUUGUCAUGUCGCAGGCUAAUGUUUCCCGUGGUAAAGCCAUCAAAGCUCUCCGAAAUAAUAGCAAUGAUAUUGUGAAUGCCAUUAUGGAAUUGACUAUGUAACUUUUAAAUAUUUUAAGAAGGAGGUAUGGCUUCAGCUCCAUCUUUGACAAAUAAUCUGUUAUAAUCUGUCUAUUUCAGUAAUGUUCUAAGCCAAUUCGUGUGUAUAAACCUAAUUUACGCCUGUUAAAUAAAAAAUAUUACAGGGUUUCUUUUCACUGUUAAUA